Hevea brasiliensis (rubber tree) is the source of this 1267-nucleotide messenger RNA. Its product is annotated as putative glucose-6-phosphate 1-epimerase. The transcript is spliced from 9 exons. Gene Ontology annotation, molecular function: isomerase activity; carbohydrate binding. NCBI's taxonomy places the organism in Eukaryota, Viridiplantae, Streptophyta, Magnoliopsida, Malpighiales, Euphorbiaceae. Gene Ontology annotation, biological process: carbohydrate metabolic process. The record is from RefSeq and is a predicted model, not a curated record. The coding region runs from base 11 to 973 and encodes 320 amino acids.
CUUCCUUGUGAUGAUGUAUCUGAAGAUUAUUUCUUUGGUGUGGCCCUUCUGUAUUUGUUUAUUAAUAAGACAUGUAUGUGAUCAGAAAGUGGCAGCAGUUGAAGUUACCAAAGACAGAAACGGAAUUGAUCAAAUUGUGCUUCGCAACCCUCGAGGAGCUUCAGCUCGGGUUAGCUUGUUUGGAGGACAGGUUCUCUCAUGGAGGACUGAUCAGGGAGAAGAAUUGCUAUUCACUAGUAGUAAGGCAAUUUUCAAGCCACCAAACCCAGUGCGAGGAGGAAUUCCCAUUUGCUUUCCCCAGUUCGGAAAUCGGGGAGCGUUGGAGCAACAUGGGUUUGCUAGGAAGAAACUUUGGGCGAUUGAUUAUAAUCCACCACCAUUGCAUCCCAAUGAUUCCAGUGGUAAAGCCUAUGUUGACUUGAUACUCAGGCCGUCUGAAGAAGAUCUAAAGAUCUGGCCACACAGUUUCGAGUUUCGUCUCAGGGUGUCUUUGUCAGCAGAUGGAAACCUAACCUUGCUAUCGCGCAUCAGGAAUAUUAACAGCAAGCCAUUUAGUUUCUCCAUCGCUUACCACACGUAUUUCGCAAUCUCAGACAUUAGUGAAGUAAGGGUUGAAGGGUUGGAAACUCUUGAUUAUCUUGACAACCUGUGCCAAAAGGAACGCUUCACAGAACAAGGAGAUACCUUGACGUUUGAAUCUGAGGUGGACAGAGUUUACCUCAGUUCUUCAGAUGUUGUUGCUGUUUUUGAUCACGAGAGAAAGCGCACGUUCAUGAUAAGAAAAGAAGGACUUCCUGAUGUUGUGGUCUGGAAUCCAUGGGAGAAGAAAUCAAAGUCCAUGGUAGAUUUCGGAGAUGAAGAGUACAAGCAGAUGCUGUGUGUUGAUGGGGCAGCAAUAGAGAAGUCAAUCACAUUGAAGCCAGGAGAGGAAUGGACAGGCAGAUUAGAACUCUCCAUUGUACCUUCCAGUUGAUGAAAACUGCGGUAACCUCCCUUGAUUUGACAUGAAGAUUCAAAGACAUAUAUCACUAAAUAACCCCCAAUAAACGUUCCUUUCUGCCAUUGUUCAAUCUGUAUUUGUAUGCAAAGAUGAAUGAAAUCAUAAUCACUAGGGAUGUUGAUAAUGAUUUUACUUGUUUAGUCAAUAGGAGAUGUUAGCUUUAGGUUCUCUGUGUGCUAGCAAAGCAAAAGCUGUUGAACAAAAUUAUUUGCCAACAAUAAUUGUAUAAAACUAUAUGCAUAUGAGCUGUGGAUCUAUGUUUUUGUA